AGAGGGCCCUGCAGAGGGAGAGGAGAGCAGAGGGGUUUGGGUGCAGGGCUCUCUGAGGCGGGGGAGCUCCUCGGGGCUCGGGCGCAGGCAGGCACGGGGCGCCAGGGAGAGCCAGGCAGCCUAGCACUGCCCCCAGCCCCAGGGAUGCGGGGGGCAGGAGCUCGUCCUGCCUCUGCCACUGGCUACCUCAGCGGCUACGGGCACAUCCCUUUGGCCAGCGAUCCCCAGUGUUUAAUCGAGACAGCUGUGCAGGGUCUCGCAGUGGGCAGCUGGUGGGAGAUGCCCGGCCUGCUGGCUGCGACCCAGGGGCGGGGGGUCUGUCUCUAAAAGACCGGCUCUGUGCCAGGGCUGCGGGGUCGGGCUCUGUGUUGUGCAUGGGCCCCUUGGUGGAAUAACUGCAGCUGUGACGUGUCGCGAUUCAAGAAGGGAAGCAAACGCAGCAGGGCGGGAUCCCGCGGCAGGCUGUGGACCACGGGCUGGGAAGCCACCCCCGGUGCUCGGUGUCGGCUGCAGGAAUGGCAGAGCUGCUGGGGAGAGCUCGUGGGGGUCCAGUGAGGUCCCGAGCCCCCGGAAAAGAGCCAGUGCAGCGCCCAGCUUUAGGAAAGGGAAAGGAUGGGCCUGGGAACUGGAGCCUGCUCCGUCUGGCCCUGAUAUGCAGAGAGAUCAACGGCAGAUCAGCAAAGAAUUAAGCCCCUAAAAGAGAACGAGGUGAUCAGGAAAUGCCAGGAGUCGCCAAGCACGAGCAGGGCCUGGCCUGGCACAGGUGAUUUCCUCCUGCAACGAGGUGCCGGGCUGCGUGGGGACGGCAGGCGCUUGCCUUCAGCAGGACGUUUGCCCCCACCUCCUAAGACAUUAUCCACACGUUACGGAAACACAAGCUGGAAGAACGGCUGCAAGGUGGGUGCACGACCGGUUGGGUGGUUGUACUCAACAGCAGCUCGAUGUCUAACGGGGUGGGUGUAUCGAGUGGGGCUCUCCAGGGGUCUGUCCUGCACCCAGUCCCCUUCAACAUCUUCAUGAAUGAUCUAGAUGACGGGGUUGGAAGCAAAUCUGCAUUUGGCUCCAAGCCGGGUGGAGGUGCAGGCCCUCGGGCGGGCAGGGCUAGGAUCCAGAGUGACCCGGCCGUGCUGGAGGAACAGCACUGGACGAUGCUCGCUCAGGACAAGUGUAAAGUCCUGCAGUUUGGACAGGACAGUCAGGCCGGGGAAGGACUGGCUGGGCUGCAGCCCUGCAGAGGACCUGGGGGCUACAGUGGACCAGAAGCUGAAUAGGAGCCAGCAGCGGUGUAGGCUGUAAUCAGCCCCAGCUGCUUGAGGGAGAUACCAAAUAGCAUGUGCUUGCAUCCCCUUGCCCAGAGCUCGGGUGAGAGAAGGCAAGGCAAAGGGCAGGAAGCAGGUGAGAGAAAGUGGUGAGCAAGAAGAGUUCGCAAAGCAGGAGACGGGCCGGUGAAGAGAAGUCGGCUCCAUGCCACUUUGAGCCCUGUUAGUGGUUUAUAGCACCGGGGUCUGGUUUAGGAUCACAGACAGUGGGGCUGGAAGGGACCCCGGGAGUCGCAUCGAGUCCGACCCCUGCUCCAGGCAGGACCAGCCCCAGCUACAGCAUCCCAGCCAGGACUUUGUCUACCUGGGUGUUAAACCCCUCCAAGGAGGGAGACUCCUUCACCGCUCUGGGGAGCCUGUUCGACUGCUUCACCACCCUCCUCGGGAGAAAGUUCUUCCUACUAUCCAACCUCAACUUCCCUUGCUGCAGCCUGAGCCCAUUGCUCCUUGUCCUGUCAUCUGCCCCCAUUGAAACCAGUCCAGCUCCAUCCUCUGUGCAGCCCCCCCCCCCCCUGCAAUCCCUAUUCAUUCCCCCUCGGUCUGCUCUUCUGCAGACUCAAUCAGCCCCGGUCCCUCAGCCUCCCUCUGUUAUUGUCUGCCUUCAUUAGGGCCUUCCUCAGCAGUUAUUUGGGCAACCGCCGCUUAUGCAGCUGAUUCAGAAGAGGUAUUUCUGUUUGAGAAUACGUCAAGUCUGCUCCAUCACCCUAUUAGACAGGGUUCACAGUAACAAUAAAAUAACCUAUUAGACUUGUUAUUUUAUUAUCUAGCCUUACUUAGCAAGCACCUGAAGCCAGGACAGGGAAUUGGGUAUAAAAAUCCAGGUCCAGCCGGGAAUGCUGCUCUUCAGCCUCCAGCUGUGGGUCUUGCUGACCUGCCCCUCCGCAGACGGGAGAGGCCGAGGUUCCCGACCCGGCUGAGAAGGCCACUUCCCUGCGGGCCGGCCACUGGGACAGGCUCUCAAGGCUUGACGACAUGCAAGACAUUAAUCUCAAUUUACUGUUUUAGACCCUAAGAACUCUUGUCUGGUUCAAUGUGCCUGACCCGUGUGGUCUUAUCAUUCACUGCUGCAAAAUCAAAAUUGCUAUUAACCUUGAUUUGAAAUUUUUCUCUUGAGUGCUUGGCCGUGGGAGGGUGGCUUCCUGGAAGCGUCCCUGGUCCCUGGACUACCUCUGGUGCCAACGGGUGCUUCUGCUGCCAAAAAGGGCCAGCGGCGUCCUGGCUUGCAUUAAUAGGAAAGUUGCUUGCAAAUCAAGGGCAGUGAUGGUUCAGCCCUGGAGCAUCCUCCCCUGGGCUGCGGUCUGGGCCCCGCACGUGAAGAAGGAUGCGGACAAUUUGGAAAGAGCCCAGCGGACAGCAACAAAAAUCCCGAGACAUGAAUUACGGGGAAAGGCUGGAAGAACCGGGGUGACCUAGUCUGGAGAAGAGAAGAGGAGACUGAAGGGGGGAUCUGAUAAGUCUGCAGAUGCCAGGAGGGAUGGAGACGGGCUGUUCCCUGGGGUGGAGGGGGCAGAGAAGAAGCAACGGUCUCUCCUGUGGGUGUCAGGAGGGAUGAGGGGGUUGCUCUGGAGCAGACUCCCUGGACGUCUGCAAGAGCAGGUUAGACACGUGCUCGGCUGGGCAGGUCACACAGGGCUGACCCGGUCUGGAGCUGGCGUUUGGCCAGGUGUGAGCCCCGCCACCCCACUGCUCUCCCACCCUACGUGCAGGGCCCAAGUGCCGUGGGCUGCCUGUGGCUGGGGUCACUAUGUGGCCAGUGGCGCGCCGCCGGGCCCAGCGCUGUUCCCUGCAUUUGCUAAUCAUUUGGCUGCUGGCACAGAAAGCUUCCUGAGCAAAUAUGUUUUAAACGUUUUAAAAAGGAUGUGGGAAAGUAAGAGUGUCCAAAAGCGGAAGAUGAAAAUGAUGAAGGACUUGGAAAGCGAGGGGUACAAAGACAGCCGACAGAAACAGGCGUGCUCUGCCCUUCCUCGGUGGCGCUGGCUGCGGCACCGACCCCGCCGGGUCCUGCCUGCAGGGUCUUGCCCCGGCACCGACGCUGCGCUGGGGCAGGAAGGGAUUUCCCCCGGCUCAGACUGGUCCGCACUGGGGGGGUUUGCCUUCUGCAGUGGGGGCACGGCCUCUCCCUGGGAUUUUGGAGCGCAUUUUAGCAAACUCCCUCCGGUGCCGGCAGCGGCAGGGCGCUGGCCGUGCCCUCGACCCUGCUUCAGCUGGGGCAGGGCAGGCUGCUCCGCGCAGUGGCACCGUGCCUCUCAAGAGGCCUGCUCGGAGCAGGUCGCACGCGCGCGUGUGCGGGCCGGUGCAGGCAGAGACACCCUGCCCUGAGCAGGGGCUGGACGAGCUGGGACCCCCGCCCCGCGCGCUAGGAUGGGGCUGUGCUGUGUGGGGGGUCCCAACCUGCGCUGGAGGCUCUCCACCCCCCCGCCCCCCCCGCCCUACCUUCGGGGCUGUAGGUGCGUGGAGCGUACGGGCUCCUCCGGCAGUGGGACAUGGCGAGCCCCGCGGGCGGGGGCCUCUGCCCGUCACACCCUGUCACGCUGGCCGCAGCCCCAUGCCCGAGGGGGGCAGGGACCCCGAGGCUUGGCCCCCCCGCAGCCCUGCACCCCUUUGUGACAUCCGCCGCAGAACCGCGCCGAGGUUCUGGGCUGGGGCCGGACGGGGCUGGACAGGGCGCCGUGCUCACGGCUGCCGGGCUAGAAGGGGCAUUGGAGCAUGGUGCCGGGGGGCUCUGGCCGCGCUGGCCCCGCUGCCCCGUGCAGGAAGGGUCCUGCCCCGGCCGCGCGGAGCCGAGCGGGCUGCAAAGUCGCCAGCCCUGGGGGUCCCACUGGGCUCCGGCUCUGAGGUCACCGCUGAUGUCACAAUGCUGCCGGGCGCCGUGCCGUGUCACUGGUGCCCAGCCAGGCAGCCGGGCAGCUGGCCUCCAGCACAGGAGGGUGUGGGGGGGGCAUGGCCAGCUGAAAGACCACCUAAGCCCCCGGACGCCCCACGGCCGCCACCAUGUCGGCGGCCCCCGGCCAGGCCGCGCAGUUGCAGACGGUGCCGGCCGUGCUCCGGCACUACGAGCAGCUGCGGCGGGCGAUCGACGCGCUGCUGCAGGAGAACGACGCGCUGAAGAAGGUGGCGGCGCUGCUGCGCGAGAACCGGCAGAUCCGCAACUACCUGCAGACCCACGCGCACGGCGACCUCUCCGCCAUCUCCAACUUCAUCCCCCUUGCCGCCUCCACCGUCCCCAACGCCAGCGGCAUAGUGCCCGGGCUAGCCCCCAACGUGGUGCUGAACGACGGGCAGGGCAGCGGGUCGUGGAACACCACCCUGAGCGAUGCCACCCUGGGGCUCGUCCGGGGCGGACUCAUCAACAGCGGCGAGACCCUGACGUCCGCCGUGAACCAGCAGUCCCAGCAGAUGGGCGCAGGGAGCCAGCUCGCCAGCUCGCGGGGCCAGAGCUCGCAGGCCCACUCCCGGGGCGCGGAGCCCGUCGUCCGGACCUCCACGCCCCCCACCCAGGUCUUCACCUUUGGGCCCGCAGAGUUGUCGGGCUUCCCGGACGUGACCUACCCAGACACCGUCUUCCAAAGUGCCAACAUCAUGGAAAACAUCCUCAACAACACGUCCGCACUGGGCGCCGCGGCCCCGCGGCCUGGGGCUGCGCCCACCUCUGGGUCCGUGCUUGGCUCCACACCCAUCAUCGGAGCUGGACUCGUGGCCCCACCGGGAGCCGUCGGCGGAGCCAUUGCCUUACCUGGGCCCAGCCUCGCCCAGGCCACUGCCCGCCCGCUCGCCGACACCCAGCGCCCGCCUGACGUCCGGCCCAAGGAGCGCACGCACAGGGUGCCCCGCACCACCGAGCGGCCCAUGUCCGUGCGGGACUCCAUCCAGCCUGGCCUCGGGCCCAGAGACCCCAAGCGUCAGACCUGGGAGCGCAUCGUGGGGGAGAUCGCCUUCCAGCUGGACCGCAGGAUCCUCUCCAGCAUCUUCCCUGACCGCGUCCGCCUCUACGGCUUCACCGUCAACAACAUCCCCGAGAAGAUCAUGAAGAGCAUCAGCAACGGCACCACGUGGCACGUGGACGAGGUCCAGUGUGCGGCCAUGGCCCAGCGGUACACGGCGCUCAUGCAGCGCCUGAGCCGGAUGGGCUACGACCCCCGCAUGCACCCCGCCUUCACCGAGCACGUGGUCAACAGCUACGGGAUCCUGCGGGAGCGGCCGGAGCUGUCGAGCGCCGAGGGCCGCUCCUACAACAACGUGGACUUCCUGCGGGGCGUGGUGGUGGACACGGUGCCCGAGGAGGCCCGGCGCGACGCCCUGCUGCUGCUCGACUGCCUGUACGAGCUGUCCAAGGAUGACGGCAAGCCCCUCUUCAUCUGGUGAAGACACGGCCCCCGCACCCCCAUUAAACACCCAGCACCAGCAGCCUUGCCUGCACUUCAUCGCAGACCGGCGGCCCCACGUGGCCGCAGCCCCGUUCCAGCUCAGCCCAGGCCAGACCCUGGCCAAGCGUGUGUCCUGGGGGCAGCUGCGCUAUGAGGGGGUUUUGCCAGCAAACCACGCACCGAGCCCCAGGCUCUGCUCAGAGACACCCCCGUGGGAACCCCACAGUGCCCACUGGCCCCAUACGCACCUACGCAGACAUACGUGCCCAGCCUGGGGCAUGCACACGUAUGCACACAGCCAU
This is a messenger RNA of Alligator mississippiensis (American alligator), 5985 nucleotides long. It is a transcript of the gene SPATC1, whose product is annotated as spermatogenesis and centriole associated 1. Bases 4311 to 5681 code for a protein of 456 amino acids. Lineage: Eukaryota; Metazoa; Chordata; Crocodylia; Alligatoridae. The record is from RefSeq and is a predicted model, not a curated record. The transcript is spliced from 5 exons.